Molecule: messenger RNA, 1186 nt
Organism: Corticium candelabrum
Lineage: Eukaryota; Metazoa; Porifera; Homoscleromorpha; Homosclerophorida; Plakinidae
Product: dehydrodolichyl diphosphate synthase complex subunit DHDDS-like
Exons: 5
Coding region: 42-1133 (363 amino acids)
Biological process (GO): polyprenol biosynthetic process
Cellular component (GO): dehydrodolichyl diphosphate synthase complex; endoplasmic reticulum
Molecular function (GO): ditrans,polycis-polyprenyl diphosphate synthase [(2E,6E)-farnesyl diphosphate specific] activity
Source: RefSeq, a predicted model, not a curated record
UUAUCACAUUAUGCCAAUUAGAUCGAGCGAAUUAGCGAGACAUGGGUGGCUGGAUUCAGGCUUUCCGAGCUCCGUCCGUCGCGGAUUUACUUGACGAACGACUGGAGAUUAAAAAACGGUUUCAAGGAGGUUACUUUCGAAACUUCUGUAGAGAUGUACUGAAGUGUGGUCCGACGCCGAGACACAUUGCCAUCAUCAUGGACGGAAACAGACGCUUUGCGCGCAAGAUGCGAUAUGCGAAGGUCGCCGAGGGGCACGCCAUGGGCUUCGAAAAGCUCGCCGAGUCGUUGGAGUGGUGUUAUGACGUGGGUGUGAGAGAGGUGACCGUGUACGCUUUUAGUAUCGAGAAUUUUAAGCGGAGUGGUGAGGAGGUGGACGGAUUAAUGGAGUUGGCUCGCAAGAAGUUCACGGAGUUGCUUGAGGAGAGGGAACUGAUUCAGAAGCAUGAAGUUUGUAUUCGGGUUCUGGGUGACUUGGAGAUGCUGCCACGAGAUGUGCAAGAGAUUGUUGCAAAGACAAUGACUAUGACAAGAAACAACAAGAGGGCUAUUUUGAACGUUUGUUGUGCAUACACGUCUCGUCACGAAAUGGCUCACGGUGUCAAGCAGCUAGCAUGGGGAGUUGAAGAGGGACUGCUGCUACCAUCAGACAUCACUGAAUCUUUAUUAGAACGAUGUUUCUACACCAGUGAAUCUCCUGAUCCUGAUUUGCUAAUUCGAACUUCUGGCGAAGUACGUCUCAGUGACUUUUUACUGUGGCAGAGCUCAUUCAGCUGUCUAAGCUUUCUGAAGACUCUAUGGCCUGAAUUCUCAGUUUGGGAUCUCUAUUUUUCUAUCCUGAUGUAUCAGAGAACCUUUUCUCACAUACAGGCAAUGAAACAGCAGCACAUGGAGAAGGUGCUUCAACAUCAGCAAGCAUUGGAUCGUGAAUGUGUGCUACAGCAAGAAGCAGCAUCGAAGAUCGACUCAUUGAGUGAGAAACAAGGUAGAAGUGUAGAGAGUGAAGAGGACCUGCACCGCCAAGUUGAGACAUAUGCUGCAGAACGUGAAGCAAGAUGUAAACAUUUCAUAGAAGUGCUAAUACAGAGAAGACAAUCGUUUCUUGAUAAACUAUUGCCUAAUACGGACGAGUGAAAGAGGUUGACAUUCCUUGAAAUACACAAUACACAAUACACUUUGUUACCAAG